CAGCUUAGACUGAGGCGACUGAGGUGGCGACGCAGGUGGCGAUGGGGAGCGGCGGCGUGAUCCACUGCAGGUGUGCCAAGUGUUUCUGCUAUCCUACAAAGCGAAGGAUAAGAAGAAGGCCCCGACACUUGACUAUCUUGAGUCUCCCAGAAGAUGUACUCUUUCAUAUCCUGAAAUGGCUUUCUGUUGGGGACAUCCUUGCUGUUCGAUCUGUACACUCCCAUCUGAAGUACCUGGUGGACAAUCAUGCCAGCGUGUGGGCAUGUGCCAGCUUUCAAGAGCUGUGGCCUUCUCCAAGGAACCUGAAGCUCUUUGAAAGGGCUGCCGAAAAAGGAAAUUUUGAAGCUGCUGUGAAGCUAGGCAUUGCCUACCUCUACAAUGAAGGCUUGUCUGUGUCUGAUGAGGCCCGUGCAGAAGUGAAUGGCCUGAAAGCCUCUCGCUACUUUAGUCUCGCUGAGCGACUGAACGUCAGUGCUGUGCCUUUCAUAUGGCUCUUCAUCCGGCCUCCAUGGUCAGUGUCUGGAAGCUGCUGCAAGGCCGUGGUUCACGAGAGCCUCAGGGUGGAGUGCCAGCUACAAAGAACUCACAGAGCUUCUAUACUGCACUGCCUGGGGAGAGUGCUGAGUCUCUUUGAGGAUGAAGAGAGAAAGAAGCAGGCCCGAGACCUGUUUGAAGAGUCUGCUAAUCAGGGAUGUUUGACCAGCUCGUACCUCCUCUGGGAAAGUGACAGACUGACGGAUAUGUCUGAUCCUGGACGAUGCCUCCACAACUUCCGGAAACUCAGGGACUAUGCUGCCAAAGGCUGCUGGGAAGCCCAGCUGUCUUUAGCCAAGGCCUGUGCAAAUGGAAACCAGCUUGGACUAGAAGUGAAAGCAUCCAAUGAGAUAGUCUGCCAGCUCUUUCAGGCCUCCCAUGCUGCUAAUAAGCAGGAGAUAUUUUCCGUGCAGAAGGGACUCAACGACACAAUGAGGUACAUUCUAAUCGACUGGCUGGUAGAAGUCGCCACCAUGAAGGACUUCACAAGCCUAUGCCUUCAUCUGACCGUGGAGUGUGUGGACCGAUACCUACGGAGGAGGCUGGUGCCCCGGUACAGGCUCCAGCUGCUGGGCAUCGCCUGUAUGGUCAUCUGCACCCGGUUCAUCAACAAAGAGAUCUUGACAAUCCGAGAAGCUGUGUGGCUCACAGACAACACGUACAAGUAUGAGGACCUGGUGAGGAUGAUGGGAGAGAUCAUUUCCGCCCUGGAAGGGAAGAUUCGAGUCCCUACUGUGGUUGAUUACAAGGACAUCCUGCUGACGCUGAUCCCUAUGGCACCAAGAACCCAGCACCUGUGCAGCUUCCUCUGCGAGCUCUCCCUACUGCACACCAGCCUUGCCGCCUACUCCCCAGCCCACUUGGCUGCGGCUGCCCUGCUGCUAGCAAGGCUGACACACGGGCAGACACAGCCCUGGACCACUCAGCUGUGGGACCUCACUGGGUUCUCCUGUGAAGACCUCAUACCCUGUGUCUUGAGCCUUCACCAGAAAUGCUUCCAUGAUGAUGUCCCCAAGGACUACAGACAAGUCUCUCUGACUGCUGUGAAACAGCGAUUUGAGGACAAACGCUAUGAAGAGAUCAGCCAGGAAGAGGUGCUGAGCUACAGCCAGGUGUGUGCUGCUCUAGGAGUGAAACAAGAGAGCCCAGAACCCACGUCUUUCCUCAGCUCAGGGGACAUUCACACCUUUCUUAGCUCUCCUUCUGCAAGGAAAACCAAAAGGAAGCGAGAAAAUAGCCUACAGGAGGACAGGGGCAGCUUUGUCACCACGCCCACUGCAGAGCUGUCCAGCCAAGAGGAGACACUACUGGGCAGCUUCCUGGACUGGAACCUGGAUUACUGCUCUGGCUAUGAGGGCGACCAGGAGAGCGAGGGCGAGAAGGAGGGCGAUGUGACGGCUCCCAGCGGUGUCCUUGAUGUCACUGUGGUGUACCUCAACCCAGAACAGCACUGCUGCCAGGAAUCUAGCGAUGAGGACGCCUGCCUGGAGGACGAGGGAUGCCAGGACCUGCAUGCUAUGGUGCCAAGCACCCGGACACCUCUGGCCCUAGGGCCCGAGCUCCCUCUCUGUGGCAGCAGGGAACUGGGCAAGGACAUUACAACCUCAGGGUACUCCUCCAUCAGCAGCGUGAGUCCCACAAACUCUGUGGAUGGUGGCCCUCCCCAAUCUACCUCAGCACCUUCCCCAGGCAGUGACUUGAACACACUGCCUUGCCAUCAUCAUGCCAGAAAGUCGUGUUUACAGUGCCGUCCCUCAAGUUCCCCAGAGAGCAAUGUUUCCCUGCAACAGGUGAAAAGGAAAAACCUAUCUGCCCCCAGCAAGGAGGAACAGGACAUGAACUUGGGCUUCCUGAAACUGUGACUGUGUCAGUGUAUGCAGCAGUGCAUGCGGAGAGAGAGCUGCUGCUGCACUAGCAAGAAGUGGGACCUCUGGAAGUGGAUGAUGUGUAGACCCUGGUGGCCUCAAAUGGGGAACAGAGAGAACUCAGGGAAGGCACUGAGUGUCUUUCACCAGGGGUGUCCCAUUUGAGUCAUCAGUAUGUCUAAAUCAGAACAAAAA
This is a messenger RNA of Miniopterus natalensis, 2594 nucleotides long. Lineage: Eukaryota; Metazoa; Chordata; Mammalia; Chiroptera; Miniopteridae. The record is from RefSeq and is a predicted model, not a curated record.